ACAAACUUUAGGGAUAAAUAAUUUGGAGAGUUGGUAACACUGGUUGCAAACCCAAACAAUUAACAAAUUCAAUACCUACUGUGGAGUACGUAAAUAAUUAAAACUUAAUUAACAAAUUAAUCAAAUAUUAUGGCCCCUAAACUUAAGUUCGCGGAAGGUGAAAAAGUUUUGUGUUUUCAUGGCCCACUAAUCUACGAGGCGAAAUGCCUCAAAAGUUCUGUGACGAAAGAUAAACAUGUACGGUAUUUAAUUCAUUACGCUGGAUGGAAUAAAAAUUGGGAUGAAUGGGUGCCUGAAAGCAGAGUCCUGAAGUACAAUGAGGCCAAUGUGCAGAGACAGAAGGAGGUGCAAAGGGCACAUUCCGCCCAACCUGUCAAAACUAAAAAGACACCAGCUAAAGGGCGCAAGUCUGAAGCUACUGCUAGCUCCACUCCAGUAAGAGAGGAGUCAAGAGCUUCUACUCCAGCUGGUAAAGAGACUGAGAGCGUCUCGAGUGCAGCCAAAGCAACAAAGUCUCAGAGCAAAGACUGCCCAGCUGACUCGGGCUCCGAUCAACCUAAAAAAAAACGUGGCCGCCUGGACCUAUCAAUCGAAUCGGAGGAGCAGUAUCUCGCCAAAGUGGAAGUUAAAAUCAAAAUCCCCGAAGAGCUAAAAGUCUGGUUGGUUGACGAUUGGGACGUUAUCACCAGACAGCAGAAGCUGGCUCUCCUGCCAGCCAAAUUGACGGUCUCCCAGAUAGUGGACAACUAUUUGGCGACCAAGAAGUUGAGCAAACUCCACAACCACUCCAAGGAGACGGUGCUGAUCGACAUCACAGAUGGCAUAAAGGAGUAUUUCAACGCUUCACUCGGCUCGCAGCUCCUGUACAAGUUUGAAAGGCCUCAGUACAGUGAGGUGUUGCAGGACUACCCGGACACGCCAAUGUCGCAAAUUUACGGCUCCAUACACCUCCUAAGACUGUUCGCUAAGUUGGGUCCAAUGUUGUCCUACACAGCACUAGACGAGAAGGCACUGCAGCAUGUGCUGACUCAUAUCCAGGAUUUCCUCAAAUACAUGGUCACCAACAGGUCCACUCUCUUCAACUUGCAGGACUAUGGGAAUGCCACGCCAGAGUAUCACAGGAAGGUGCAGUAAUGUAUUGAAUACUCAGACUAAUUACAUAAGGACUAGUCGUUAUCAACCCAUAUUUGGCUUCAGAAUGAGAGGGGUUAGGCCAAUAGUCUACCACGCUGGCUCAAUGCGGAUUGGCAGACGUCACACACGCAGAGAAUUAAGAAAAUUCUCUAGCAAGCAGGUUUUCUCACUAUGUUUUUCCUUCACCGUUUGAGACACGUGAUAUUUAACUGGAUUCGAACCCACACCCUCCGGAAUCGAAGGCAAUGGUCAUAGUCACUGGGCUAUCACAUAUCUCAACCAGUAGUAUGGACUAGUAUCACACCCAAAUUCAUAAACAAAAUUGUUCAGUUGUGUGCAUUUUAAGAAAUUAAAUCUCACGUGUCUCAAAUGGUAAAAGAAAAACAUCGUGAGGAAACCUGCAUACCAGAGAAUUUUCUUAAUUAUCUUCUUGUGUGAAGUCUGCCAAUCCGCAUUGGGCCAGCGUGGUGGACUAUUGGUGUAACCCCUCCUACUCUGAGAGGAGACUCGAGCACAGCAGAGAGCCGAAUAUGGGUUGACGACGAAUAGUUAGUUUAUAAAACAGUUUAUGAUGAAAGCAUAGAGGAAUUAGAUGUGGAGUUGCAUUACACUCAAAUUUACCAACAAAAUUGUCUGUAAUUUUUUUGGGAAUAGGUAAACUCACACAUCGAAAAUAUUCAACACCGGUCAAUAUAUUUUGUGUCCUCACAAUACACACAACUAUACAUUUGAUUCACAUUACACACAACACACACACACAGACGAGUAUUUUUUACACAGACUUACAAAUUACAAUCACAUCGCUUAGACUCGUUACAUAGAAUAUUGGAUUACCAAUUGCUCAAUGUUUUUUUGUUCUGUCAGAAGAAUCGAAUCUUUUUACAUACAUUGUACACCUAAUUAGGUUAGAAAUGCUUAAAAAUGAAACGCGACUUUAUGUUUUUGUGAACUAGAAGUUUUUGGCCGUUUUUAAUACCAUUUACACACAAACCGGCAUCUUUAGUGAGCUCUUUUCACGAUGAAUGAGAUUACCACAAUGAAACAUCGACUCUAUAGCAACAGUUGGAUCGUUGAUUCUUGAUCUUUGACAGCGGGGUAGCGUCCAGCAAGUCAAGUCCUUUUGUAAUUAGUCUGAGGUCUAAAGUGACUUAUGGCUUUAAUGAUAGUUUUAAUUAUAAGUGAAUUUGUUUCGAUUAUAUGUAGUUAGGUAGGUAUAUUAUGAAGUACAGAAAUUGAUUUUUUUUCUUUAUCCAAAAUGUUAUUUAAUCCAAAAAGUAAAAAGGUUAAUGGCAAUCUGUAAUUCGAUAAAAGAAUGUCAUCAAUGUAUGUAUGUACGUACAUGCAAGUUAUGUUCAUACAGUUGACAAUAAAUUGAUCUUAUGUU
Bicyclus anynana (squinting bush brown) is the source of this 2518-nucleotide messenger RNA. RefSeq names its product mortality factor 4-like protein 1 (gene MRG15). NCBI's taxonomy places the organism in Eukaryota, Metazoa, Arthropoda, Insecta, Lepidoptera, Nymphalidae. The record is from RefSeq and is a predicted model, not a curated record. Gene Ontology annotation, cellular component: NuA4 histone acetyltransferase complex; nucleus. The transcript has 7 exons. The coding region runs from base 130 to 1134 and encodes 334 amino acids. Gene Ontology annotation, biological process: regulation of DNA-templated transcription; chromatin organization.